Wallemia mellicola CBS 633.66 is the source of this 1213-nucleotide messenger RNA. RefSeq lists its product as hypothetical. Gene Ontology annotation, cellular component: U2-type spliceosomal complex. The record is from RefSeq and is a predicted model, not a curated record. The coding region runs from base 5 to 1213 and encodes 402 amino acids. The transcript is spliced from 2 exons. NCBI's taxonomy places the organism in Eukaryota, Fungi, Basidiomycota, Wallemiomycetes, Wallemiales, Wallemiaceae. Gene Ontology annotation, biological process: mRNA splicing, via spliceosome.
GAAAAUGGGCGGUGGUGAUUUAAAUAUGAAGAAAAGCUGGCAUCCCAUGCUGAUGAAAAAUCAGCGUGUCGUAUGGGAUAAGGAGCAGGAAGUUAUACAAGAGAAUAAGAAGCUGGACCAGCUCAGGAGAGAGAAGCAAGAAGAGAGGCAACUGCAGGAGUUGCAGAAGCUACAGGAAGCCUCCUCUGGUAAGAAAGCCUCUGAUAGGAUGGAGUGGAUGUAUGCCGCACCAGCCACUGGAUCUGGACUAUCAGCAAAUGAUAUGGAAGACUACCUUCUCGGUAAAAAGCGCGUCGACAAUAUCUUAAAGGGCAACGAUGAGGUCAACUUGGCGAACACUCAACAGGACGUCAUACAAACACAGAAGGCGAACACUUCUAGGGACACUUCAUCGAAGAUACGUGAAGACCCUCUACUCUCUAUAAGGCAGCAAGAACAAGCUGCAUAUGAGGCUUUGAUCAAUAAUCCUAUCAGACUCAGAGAAAUGAGACUAAAGGCUGGCAUUCCAGACACUGACUCAAAAUCUGAAAAGAGAGCUGCAAAGGAAGAGCGCAAACGCCAAAGAGAGGAGAAGAGAAGGUUAAAAGAUGACAGAGAUGAUAGGCGCCCUGAAAGACAUGACAGACCUGGCGAUGAUCACUAUGAUAGAAAGAGAUAUGACGAUAGAUAUUCUAGGAGGGAUAGUGACAGAUAUGAUGACAGAUACUCAAGAAGAGAUGACGAUAGAUACUCCAGGAGAGAUGACGAUAGAUACUCCAGGAGAGAUGACGAUAGAUACACCAGGAGAGAUGUCGAUAGAGACUCCAGGAGAGAUGUCAAUAGAGACUCGAGGAGGCACUCCAGACGCAGUCCUGACUAUCGCGAUUAUGAGAGAGAAAAAAACCGUAGAUCAAUCUCUCCUCCACGUCAAAACAGACCAUCUCCACCACGUCAUGAACGCAGUCAUAGACCUUCACCACCACAACUGGACGAUCAAGAAGCACGUGCAGCCAAACUCGCGGCGAUGUCAUCAUCAGCUAGAGACCUUCAAGCAGAGCGUGAUGUCCGCUUGUCAGAAAUGGCCAAGAGGGAUGCAGAAGAGAACGCCAGAGAUGCUAUUUUACGCUCUAGGGACGCAAAAUACGGUGGACAUAACAAGUUCAUUGCAGACGAACAACGUAAAGUCUAUUCUGGAGAGGGUGGAUUAGCCGAACAAAUGAGAAGAAGAGGAUAA